AUGCCAUGUUCUCUUAGGAGGCUCUUCGCAACCAUCUUGGUGCACUGCGAGCCAGGAAACGUGCGCGGUUUAUGGGAUAGGCACCUCGAGCCUAUGUCUGAUGACUACCGUCGAACAUGGACGUCCCCGAACGAGGUGGAGCAGAUGGUGUUGCUUGACAUUAGGGGUAUGUUGCAGUCCAUGGGUAAAGACAUUAUUGAUUUCUCUCUUCCAACCAUCGAUGAUGCGUUUGACCCAACCGAGGGCGAGGCCAGAGAGAUUAUCGAGGAAUCAACCGUUGAGUUUGACGAAAGUGACACUAAAUUGUCAUCUUCCCUGAACUUGGAGCAAAGGGCUGCAUACGACGAGAUACUAGCGGCUGUUGAACGCGGUGAUGGGGGUGUAUUCUUUGUUGAUGGCCCUGGAGGUACAGGGAAGACCUUCCUCUACAGGGCGAUGCUUGCCAAGGUGAGGGGCGAGGGCAAGAUUGCUAUCGCUACCGCGACGUCGGGCGUCGCUGCUUCUAUCAUGCCUGCCGGCAGGACUGCCCACUCGAGGUUCAAAAUCCCACUGAGUUACGAUGAUGGAGCCUCGUGCAGCUUCACCAAGCAGAGUGGGACAGCCAAGCUGCUAAGGAUGGCCUCAUUGAUACUAUGGGACGAGGCCAGCAUGACUAAGCGACAAGCGGUUGAGGCAUUGGACAAUGGCAUGCGCGACAUCAUGGGAAUACGCGACCGACCCUUUGGAGGAAAGACUGUUGUUUUUGGCGGGGACUUUAGGCAGGUGCUUCUGGUCGUCAGAGGGGGGUCACAGGGCCAGAUAAUUGAUGCAAGCCUCCGAAGCGAGGUUGACGACCUAGAGAAGCUGAUUGACCAUGUGUUUCCGAGUCUAGAUGACAACAUGUCUGAUUCGAAUUACAUGACAUCUCACGCAAUCCUUUCCACGACAAAUGACAACGUCGACAAGAUAAACAUCCGCAUGAUAGAGCGUUUCCACAAAGAUGAAGUAAUCUACCAUAGCUUUGACAGUGCGGAAGACGACCCAUAUGGCUACUGCGCUCCUGAGUUUCUGAACGGAUUGACUCCCAAUGGUCUUUCUCCGCAUGCACUCAAACUAAAGCUGAACUACCCGGUCAUACUUCUAAGGAAUAUUGAUCCAGCUAAUAGACUGUGUAACGGGACUAGGCUUGUUGUUAGAGGUUUUGAGAGGAACACCAUUGAUGCAGAAAUCUUUAAGAGGAAGCAAUUUCGUAUAAGGCUUAGCUUUUCUAUGAAGAUUAACAAGGCUCAAGGGCAGACCAUCCCGAUUGUUGGUGUGUAUCUACCUAAUCCGGUGUUCUCUCAUGGUCAACUCUAUGUUGCUUUGUCUCGAGCCACCGCGAAGAGAAACAUAAAGAUACUCAUUCAGAAGGAGAAGCCGAAGGAGAAGGCCAACAUGCAAAAUAACAAUCCAAAGAAGCGAAAAAGACCGACCGUGUCCUUGCUGAUCUCAAUGAAGAACAUCGUCUACAAGGAAGUACUUACAGGCUGA
Molecule: messenger RNA, 1509 nt
Organism: Aegilops tauschii subsp. strangulata
Lineage: Eukaryota; Viridiplantae; Streptophyta; Magnoliopsida; Poales; Poaceae
Biological process (GO): telomere maintenance; DNA repair
Molecular function (GO): DNA helicase activity
Source: RefSeq, a predicted model, not a curated record